Molecule: messenger RNA, 4215 nt
Organism: Zeugodacus cucurbitae (melon fly)
Lineage: Eukaryota; Metazoa; Arthropoda; Insecta; Diptera; Tephritidae
Product: cilia- and flagella-associated protein 61
Exons: 17
Coding region: 121-4089 (1322 amino acids)
Source: RefSeq, a predicted model, not a curated record
CGAAAAAAAUACAAAAGAAAUUUCAAAAACUACAAAAGUCAAACCAAAUUUUUUUUGAAUACAAAUUUUUGAAGGCGAAAAAAUCAUUAAUUUAUAAAAACACAAACAAACUGCCGGAAAAUGGAUCAUCACCACCAAAGUAUGGAUCCCAAAUCGGAGGAGAAUCAGUACCUAAUGAGCGGUGUUACCGAUAUAGAACGUGAUUUCGGCUACAUUUCGACAAUGUUGCGCUGGAAUGAGACACGUUUCUUCGGUCCAUCGCCACGUGGUUUCUAUCAUGCCGCCGAUUUCUUCCUGGAAUAUGCUGCACAACGCAUUAUAGUGCGCAAACGCCAAGCCGAUGUGACCAUUAUCGGUUACGCCGAAUUCAGUUAUUAUCCACUGUUAGGCGCUUUGCCGCCCGAUUGCUGGAUACAUUGGUUGAAACAUCACUUUUGUUUCAAUAAUGAAUUUCCACUAAAUUGGGGCGAUACAAUGUUCUUCACACGCUUUAUAUUCUUUCCGAAAUACAAUCCGGAGCUAAUAAUACGCAUACUUGCAGAAUUCUUUCAUCGUGAAUUUAAGAUUCGUUAUAUUGUGAUCCUUCAGAUGCCGGACGAUCCGAAUUUGCCACCGGAAGACACCCCUUGCUAUGACAUGGUUCAGGGUAUUAGCAAAGUGUUGUAUCCGCGUGUUUUUAGCGUUCAAAAAUGUCGAAAUGUGCAACGUCUCCACAUAAUACAUCGAAAUAAUGUUAUCGAGCGUAUGCGUUACCGGAGAGCUCUACCCGAAGACAAUGACGAUAUCGUAGAAGUAAUCGAUGUGGAUCGUCCAGAUUUGCGUGAGGAAUAUGGUGAUUUUUAUAUAGCAGAAGAAUUGCAAAAAGAACUAGAUGAAGAUGAUAAACACAAUACCUUUAUAGCUUGUGAGUUACAACAUCAGACCGUUGGUUUCAUUUGGCUCAAUGAUGAUGUCAGCAUACUGACCUUGGUGGAGAAUUUCGAAUGCGAAGGCUUCGGUAAUAUGAUACGAUACGACCCAAAUAAACCUUUUGGUGAGAAGCGCUUAACGGUAACAGGCAUUGAAAAGAAGCCAUCCCUUAAAUUCUUCACCAAAGAGGUGGUCGACGAAAUAUACGAUCAACAAUUGGAGAGAUUAAUGUCAGCAUCAAAAAUGCCCGAAUCAAGCGAUAAAACAUGCAUGCGCCCAGAAUGUCCCACAGCAAAGGGCAACAAUAUUGUAACGACAGUACGACGCUCGGUGCGUGGCAGCUUCAAUUAUGGCAUAAACGAAACGAGCAUUAAAUAUUUUUUCUUACGGGAAGAAUUCUAUCGCAAAAUGGAACUCAUCGAUACUUAUUUCAAGAGUCCCGAACACUAUCAAACGCAAUUCCGUAAACGUUUACGCAUACGUUACAACAUACCGGAGACGCAUGAUGAAGCCACCGAUGGCCAGUUUCCCUUCGAUACAUAUUCGAACGUGUUCGCCAUAAAAUUACUGGGAAUUGGUGAGACGACAGACACACGCUUUGCUUCACGCUUCAUUGCCACGGCUUUUACGGCACAUCCCGAUCGAGAUUACUGCAUUAUAUCCAUACCGAGUAAGAUGAAUAUAUCGAGAAGUGUCGAAAUGUUGCUGGGAUUGUUUGUGGGUCUUGUUCCACGCCCCGGUGCUAGAAUUGAUGACAUGGUUUAUAUCAUAAAUCGCAGCACAAUCUUCGGACAUAUUGGUGUAAUGAAUUUGAUACCCGAUGAUGUUUUCACCAUUGAAAGAAUCAUACAAAAAUCGGGUGCCAUGCUCAAUAAACGCGCCUCAACCUACACUUUAUUCGCACUGAAGCAAUCGUUUUUCAUACCACCCGAAACGUUGGCCGAAUCUAAACUCAUUAGCGAUGUAAUAGCGGAUGUAUUGGAGAAUCCCAUAAGCGAAUUUCAUUUCUUAACCAUACGUUGUGGUGAUUCGAUGCGCGCCAUGGAGAACAAUAUCAUUGUUGGAUUCGCAAUUAUACGACCCUUCAUUAGACAACACGAACUGGAAUAUAAAUAUAUUUUCAUGCGUCACGAGGUGUGUUUCAGCCACAAUCCUGGCGAGAUUGUCUUACUGAAAUUGCAUCCGAAUUAUAUUUGGGAAUCGGAUGCAAUAUUCCGACAAAUAUCAUGUGCCACCGGUUAUUGGGAACUAUUCUAUGUGGCACCAACUAUGAGCCAUAAAAAACCCUUAAUUAACGACUUGGUCAAACAAAUGCAACCCAUCGAACCGCGACCCAUCGCACUAAUACAUCGCCGUAAAUACAGCAAACCGAAAUCGACAACAUCCGAACGACUCAGUGAACAAAUACCUGAUACUCUUGAUGGAAAUGUUGCACUCUACUAUAAUAAUUUGUUGCCAUCGAAGGCAUACGGUAAUACGGAGCCGAUUAUAAUAAUCGGUUUCAAUAGUUUGACGCGCGCUUUACUUCGUGUGUUGCUGUUCAACUUCAAGAAUGCUAGCGACAAAAAUUGCCAUUGUUGUUUGCCACGCUUGCGUGUCGUCGUCAUCGCCGCGAUGGGUGUGGUGGAGAGCGCCUAUGACAAUGACUUUGAAUGCAGCAUGUGCGAGAAUCAAAAUGACUGUUAUAUUAAUUUCGAGAACAGCAAUAGUUUUAUACGUGACACAACACGUUGCAUGGAUUUGCGCAAAUUCGCCUCGUUCGUCAGUGCGUCGGUGAAGAGAAUCAAAGGUGAAGAUCAAGCAAUUGUCUUAUCCAAUGGAUGUGAGAUGUUCUAUGGUAAACUCAUAUUCUCAAUGAGUCAGCGCUUUGGUAAGCCACCAGCCGUACAACGUGAUUCACGCCCCUUCAACUACUUGCAAAUCAACAGUCGUUUCGAUAAAAUCACAAUGUAUCACAAACUCGAGGCCAUACGCAAUGAUCAAAACUCCAAUGAUAUCAAUAUAAUCGUAUUCGGCACACACCUGGGCACCUAUGAGUUCAUAAACUUUCUCAUUAAUCACAAAAUACCGCCACAGUUCAUAACGCUGGUGGUGCCAUGGGACGCUAAGUCACGUGAGUCCUGCGUUAAAUAUAACAUCAGCAAUAUGGAUAUGAAUAUAGAGGUGAUACUGCAAGGUAUGGUUGAAGAUUUGGGUGUCAAAGUCGAGGCACAUUGGAUCUUGCGGAAGUGGAUAUACUACUACAAUGAGAAGAUCAUCUCGCAUGCAGCAUUCGAAAAUUAUCCCAAUGGCACCUUAAUGACAAUGCCAUGCGAUCUGUUUGUCAGCUUUUAUCCGCAUAUUAUCAGCUCGAAGAUAGUCGAUUUAUUGGAAAGCGCCAAUAUUGAGAUGGAGAACUCUUUAGUGCUGGUCGAUGAUAAUUUCUGCACUAGCGACCCGAAUAUCUAUGCUGUAGGCAAUUGCACGCGCAUGCGGAAUAAACGCAAUCAUCAGUAUGUUCAUGUGGCAAAGGAGGAGAAAGCGGCUAAGCUAAUUAGAAGUCUAAAUCUACAUUGGGAUGAAGAACCGCCAGGCACGGAGAAAUAUCUACAACCCGUUUAUUUUCAAGCGCAACUACCGUUAGGCCAUUACAUGGCUAAAGCGAUCUUACCCAAACGUUAUAUCGCCAAUCAUCUGGAUAACAAUUAUAUGCUAACACUAGUCACCUAUGAUGGCAAUUUCUCACGUGUACGCAUCAAUGAGCAUGGCAUUGUAGAGGAGAUCACUUGUGUCACCAGAGCUAAACGCAGCUUUGAUCAUUUACAAUACUUUGUGGGUAAGCAUCAGGCGCUGUUGAAUGAUUUACACACGCGUUGGUACCUCAACGACAUCACCAGUUUUGUUGAUUUCUUCGAGGAACCAUGGACCGAACUGAUCAUGCAUCCCAACUUUGAAAACUUGAGCAGCCGUAUACAUACGUUUGGCAAGGAAAUGGCCAAGGAGGUCAUGGAUAUGGAGCUGGGUGUGGAUCGGCGUAGACGCAAGCAAUUCAUGAAACAGUACAUGGCCGAUGCGGGGCAUACGGAGGAGGUUGAGAAAAGCUUAUUGCGUUUCUUGCGCAAACAUCGCGAUGACUUUAUAUAUCCGUUUGCAUUACCGGAGGACUUCCAUCUAAAUUUAUCGAGCAAGUUGAAUAUAUAAGGUUUAUUUUUUACUGUAUUUUUUGUAUAACAGUUUUGACUUCUAUUUUUGUAACGAAAUUCAGCAAGUAUUACAUAACUGUUCUAAUUCAUAUGUGCUUAAAUAUAUAUAUUUUUCGUUAUUUAC